AUGGUUAAGCGAUAUAGUACGGCUAUUGAUACAGCAGAGGAAAGAAGUGAAUCGAAAGAUGAUAGUGAUGAUGAACAACCAGUUAACACAAAUGAUGACGACGUGGAAAAAGAUAAACAAAACAACGUAAGUUUACAAGAGCAAAAGAAACCAAACGAUAAAAAAUCAUCACGUGUAUCAACAAACGAUGAUUUAAUGGCGUCGUCUGCAAAUCAACGGACAUCAGAUCAGUCUCGACAAACACAAGAAAAAGAACAAGAUGGAGUAUAUCAAAUUCAUGGAAAACGUCAACGAAAAGAACCGGAAAGGUUUAAAUCAUGA
Didymodactylos carnosus is the source of this 321-nucleotide messenger RNA. NCBI's taxonomy places the organism in Eukaryota, Metazoa, Rotifera, Eurotatoria, Philodinida, Philodinidae. The record is from the annotation of a GenBank genome assembly.